AUGGCAAUGCUACGUACGCUGAAGGUCAGCAUUUUACUUUUCUGUGCGCUAAGUCAACACUUAAACAAAGCUAACGGGAGAUGUCUCCGUAAAGCUGCAAAAGAAACUUGCCCCGCAGGAUGGAGCAAGUGGAACAGUCACUGCUACAAGUUUAUUUCUGAGCACCGUGAAUGGGCUAAUGCAAAAGAUAAAUGCAUUGAGAUCGGGGGCGUGAUGGCAACCCCAAAUUCUCUGGAGGAGCAGUCACACCUCCAAAGUGUUACGUUAGCCAUUUGGAUUGACUGCAAUGAUAUUGAAGAAGAAGGCACCUGGGAGUGCAAGGAUGGAGCAACUGAUGUUGACUUCAGGAGUUGGGGAGAUGGGGAGCCUAAUAGUGGAAUUGCUUACAAUUGUGGCACGCUGUGGCCUUCCGGCUGGAGGGAUUGGCAAUGUGGUAAUGGUGACAAGGCCCCUGUAGUGUGUAAGCAACCAGUGGCAUAA
Messenger RNA from Asterias rubens (European starfish), 480 nucleotides. RefSeq names its product perlucin-like protein. The transcript is spliced from 2 exons. NCBI's taxonomy places the organism in Eukaryota, Metazoa, Echinodermata, Asteroidea, Forcipulatida, Asteriidae. The record is from RefSeq and is a predicted model, not a curated record. Bases 1 to 480 code for a protein of 159 amino acids.